This is a messenger RNA of Austrofundulus limnaeus, 2415 nucleotides long. RefSeq names its product protein starmaker-like. The record is from RefSeq and is a predicted model, not a curated record. NCBI's taxonomy places the organism in Eukaryota, Metazoa, Chordata, Actinopteri, Cyprinodontiformes, Rivulidae. The transcript has 2 exons. Bases 392 to 2317 code for a protein of 641 amino acids.
AUUUGCCAGUGCCUAUCUUCUGUUUUACAGAAAGAAAGUUGUUGUAGCAGACAUUCAAGAAAAAAUCUACAAACCAAGGAAGAGAUCCAGAAAUGCAAACACAGAUGAGAAUGAGCCGGAAACAAAGAAGACAAAACAAGAGUCUGACACUGAAGACCAAAACGAAAACAACACUCUGACUCCUAAUGAGGAUCGGAAAGAAAGAAAUGAUCCUGAAAACAUAGAACUGACUGAUAUUAAUCAAACAACACCAGAUGUGAUAAUCGAUGUUAAACCUGGAGACAGCGAAACAUCAGCUGACAGGAGUGGUCCUCCAGGAGGAUUUAGAGAUGAGGAAAWAGAAGGAAGAAGAAGAAAAGAUGACAAAAAACCCUCUGACAGUCCUGAAGGCAUGACCUCCAAGGAUAAGAACCAGGACAUAGACAGAUAUCYGCUGUCUUCAGAAGAAGUAACUGAAAGCACACAUCUUGCAGAACCAGAGCUAACUGUGGUUGAUCAGAGCAGACCAGAAGUUAGUCAUGAUUUUAAUGCUGGAGACAGAGAAAAGUGUGUUUCUGCUGCAUGUGACACACAGGAUGACAGGAGUGAUGCAGACAGGCCAACGAUGAAACUCAACCAGACGGAGGACUCUGACAGCCGUGGACAUGUCAUGAAAUCAAAGGAUGAAAACACUGAUGACCAGGAGGAAAACACAUAUCUGUUUACUCAGACUGAAGUCACAAAUUCUGAAACACUGGAACAAACUGAGACAAUACCAGAUGCUGAAACAUCAGCUGACAAACAUGGUAACAUGAGUGAACCAUCAGGAGGUGAAGAGACAGGAACCUCUGACAAUCAUGAAGACAUGAUGUCCAAAGAUAGUGACCAGAUAAAAGACAGAAGUCUGCCCUCUAUUGGAGAACAGGUUGUAGUGAAGGAGUCUGGUGAAGAUGAAGUAGCUCAUAUUAAUCAGAUGACAACAGAUGUGAAUCUACAAUCUGGAGACAGUGAGAGGUCAUCUUUACCUGCUGUUGGAAAACUAGUCAGWGAUGAACAGGACAUCAAAUCAAAGCAUGUAAACACUGAACCACAGGAGGAACUUAAUGAUGUAGAGACAGAGGAAACAGGAAAACAACAUGAGGCGAAAAACUCUGACUUUCAUCAAAAAAUCAURAACCGGAACAGUAAUGAGCAGGAAAAAGACAAAUAUCUGCUCCCGUGUGACGAUCAGAAUAAAGUCCCAGAUCCAGAAAAUGUAGGACUGACUGAGACUAAACAGAAGAAAGCAGAUGUUUAUCCUGAAUCUGGAGACAGUGAAGCGUCAGCUGAGUCACACAGUCCAAAAAUGAAAACAACAGAUGAAGUUAAACUGACAGAAAACUCCGACAGACAAGAAGACAGGACAUCAGACGUGAUAGAUCCUGUUCAAGUUACUGAGAUCAUCCAGAAGACACAAGCCAUGAAGGUCCGUCUAAAACCUGGAGACAGUGAMGUAUCUGCUGGACAUGACACACAGGACGACAUGAGUGAUGCACAAAGGCUAACAAUGAACACAACAACAGACAACAUCAAACAGACAGAAAGCUCUAACAGUCAUGAAAACAUGAUGUUUAAGGACGGUGACCAGGAAAAAGACAGAAGUCUGUCCUCUACUGGAGAWCAGGCUGUAGUGAAGGAUCCUGAGGAAGCUGAAGUAACUCAUAUUAAUCAGGUGGCUGCAGAUGUGAAGCUCAGUCAAAAACCUGGAGACUGUGAGAGGUCAUCUUUACCUGUUUAUGAUGAGAGGAACCCUGCACCCAGAAAAUUAACCAAAAUAACAACUGGAGACAACAAACAGGUAGAARCAAGUCAUGAACAGGAUGUGAAAUCAAAAGAUAGAAACACUGAUGAUGGAGAAGAAAACAGAAAUCUGCUCUCUAGCGAAAUCUCUCUUCAGGCUGAAGCCAGGAAUCCUGAAAACUCAGAAGAAACUGAGAAGUUAAGACUAAACGUUAGUCCUGAUGUUAAACCUGGAGACUGUAAAAGGUCAGAUGAGACUGUUGUAUUUUACAAUAAAACAAGGAGCCUUGAAAAAAAGAGAUUAUUAGAUGAAAACACAGAUGAGAAUCAGAUAACAGCCGUGUCCUCUGAGAGGAUGGAACAGAAGACAACAAAGGAUGAUGGUGAUGAAGUAAACAAACAUCUGCUCUGUGAUGAAGUUCAGGUAAGAAUGACAGAUGUUGAAGGAGGAGCUGAGAGAAAYCCAUGCAUCAGACAGUUAAAAUAUAUUAUAAUGGGUGUUCUGGCUGUUGUGUUGGCUUUGAUUCUCUUGAUUUUUGUGUUUAAUGUACGGUUAUGAAACAGCAAUUCAAAGUUGGACUUGUUAAAUAAAUAUAGUUGUUUUAGUUUACACUUGUUUGUUUUUAUACUUAUGGUGUUCCAUUAGUCUCUGACUGG